Aureococcus anophagefferens is the source of this 726-nucleotide messenger RNA. RefSeq lists its product as hypothetical. Lineage: Eukaryota; Pelagophyceae; Pelagomonadales; Pelagomonadaceae. The record is from RefSeq and is a predicted model, not a curated record. Bases 1 to 726 code for a protein of 241 amino acids. The transcript has a single exon.
AUGAGCGCGCUGUCCGAGGCCUUGGCUGUGGGUACGUCCGUGCGCGUCGUCGGAUUGGCCAAAGCGACGCAGCACAACGGGAAGCUGGGCAGAGUGUGCAAGAAGGCCGGGCCGGAGGGCCGCAUCGGUGUCAAGCUCGACCUCGGCGGCGCGCUCGCCGUGAAGCGCGCGAACCUCGAGGUUCUCGAGACGGUCGCUGAAGCGCCGGCGCCAAAGAAGGCGCGCGCGUCCAGCGACGAAGAGCCGCGAACCGUCACCCGGGACAACGCGGUCUUGCGCGAGUUCAACGGAUCGAGAGACCCGGACAUGAUGGCGCUCUACUUCCACUUCAAAGAUCACGCCUUUGACGCGUUCAACGCGGCAGAGUACUACGCGCAGCUCAUUCGCUACCACGGCGCCGGGAUCCGCGUCGUCGCCGCGAUUCCCAGGAGGAUGGGCGACAACUUGUAUUCUCUGGUGUGCCUCAAAAACGACCAGGUCGAGCGCAACACGCUGUGCGAGUUGGCGUUUCAGUGCAAGCGCCAAUUCGUCGGCAUCUCCAUGCUUGUCAAAAAGGUCUGCUUCGUCUGCCACAAACCGGGGGCCGCGUCCUGCCCGUCGUGCCACUGCGCGUGCUUCUGCUCGGACGCGUGCGCGAAGCGGGGCCGCGAGGCGCACGAGCCCGUGUGCCGCCUCGUCCGCGGCACCGAGGUCCUGCUAGAAGACGAGGUCGUCGAGAUAAGCUGA